UUUUUUUUUUUUUUUUUUUUUUUUUUUUUUUUGGACAAGUUGAUAUCUUCGAUCUCCGUGGGUCAACAACCAACACAUACCCUCUGAUAUCAUUCUCUCCAUCUAUAACAGUUCCCGUCAACUGGUUUAACCCCCCUGGAAUUCUCCUCGACAACCUGAACAUGGGCGUGCUGGACAAGGACCGUCCUCGCGGCUUACGAGUGCCUUCACUCGCCGCCCUCAAAGCCUUCAAUAAAAAGGCCCCCGAAUCUCCAACGCCCAAGGAACUCCCGGCUAUUCAGUUGCCUGCACCGUCCCAACUCUCUUCCGACUCGAUCCCCGUUCGUCCCCCGAGGCCUCUGGAAAAGGAACUCCCUCCUAGUCCGUUGCCGUCGUCUCUGCCGCAGUCUGCACCGCCCAAUCGUCCACAGCCACCACUGCCUGCGCCUGCAUCCAACUCAACCCCUCCUCCAGUCGCCGUGCAACAGAGAACCCCUCCAUCCAGUGAAGGCGAUCCCGAGCAGCGACAUUCGAAUGGCUCUUCAGACGACUCCCUCGAAGGCUUCAUUCCCGAUCCCGAGCCGGAGCCCGAACACGACGGCGCCAGCAGUAACCCCAAUGAACCCGGGUCCAGCGAGGAUGACGACAGACCGUGGACACCCCCCGAGGUGGAACCCGUGGUCGUCCCAUUGUCCAAGCUGCAUUAUUCCUGUUAUCAAGAUCAUCGGGCCAUGCCCACCUCCAACAAUGUGUGGUAUGCGCUACCGUGUAUGACCUGUCAGAAGUUUGACCGCGAGAUCCGACAUCGAUGCGUUUUCUGCUGUCUGCGUGUCUGUGCAGAUUGCUUCCAAGCGCUGCAGAAGUGUCCGCGCCGUUCGUUGGCCCAGCUGAUGGAGACCCUCUCGGUUGAUGAAGCAGUGAUCAGUGACGAGUGA
Messenger RNA from Aspergillus ochraceoroseus IBT 24754, 914 nucleotides. RefSeq lists its product as uncharacterized. The record is from RefSeq and is a predicted model, not a curated record. Bases 162 to 914 code for a protein of 250 amino acids. Lineage: Eukaryota; Fungi; Ascomycota; Eurotiomycetes; Eurotiales; Aspergillaceae. The transcript is spliced from 2 exons.